Messenger RNA from Daphnia magna, 4072 nucleotides. Its product is annotated as mucin-22. Lineage: Eukaryota; Metazoa; Arthropoda; Branchiopoda; Diplostraca; Daphniidae. The record is from RefSeq and is a predicted model, not a curated record. The transcript is spliced from 2 exons. The coding region runs from base 57 to 3791 and encodes 1244 amino acids.
GCAGCUCCAAGGUUUUCACUUUUCCUUUUUUGCUUUUGCACUGACGACAACGCACAAUGUGGGUCCGCUCCACGAGUGAUUUUAUUUCCUCUGCGAUUCUCGAUGCAGCUAGUUCGUUCACAAUCAUCAUGCGCUCUCUAUUUAACAUAGUGCUACUCGGAGCGUUGGUGUUGGCCAAUGUAUCCGGAGAGGUCGAUUCCACGCGCGAAAGUCUAGAAAGGUCCACGUUCGACGAUCAAACGGACGACAACGAGAAAGUGAUCCACGCGCAAAGUUUGGCAACAAUUGAAAGUUUCUUACGUUCACCUGUUAACGUUUCAAAGGAUACGCAAACAGGUCGAAUUAAAUUACCUCCAAUUGACAGCGGGGGCCCUCAAGUCUCAGAUGCAAACGAAGGAGACCAAGACUCGAAGAAUUCAGAAGAGGCGUUUGACUUAUCUUCGGAAGGCAAUCCACUUCAAUUGGAAACUCAUACGAUUGCGUCUGUUAAUCAGAGCGUAACAGUUGACCCAGCAGCGCAGGUGGUCAACGCAACAACGUCCAGUGAUGCAAUCAAGACGAGGAUGGCAAUUAGCGCCCAAGGCCAAAGAACAAUAGCCACUAAUAAGUUGUUGCAAAAUCGAUUAGAUCGCAGUAGAACAACAACAACAACCGCUAAUCCAAUCUCUGGACAUUCGGAUGAAGAGGGCGAUGAUUUCGAUAGGAAAACAACAGCCCGGACAAAUCGAUUUGGCAGUUCCCGCAUCACAACAGCCCGAAGUUCCAAAGAAUCCAGCGAGCAGGACGAUUCAGUUAAAACAAUUCAAACAACCGUAAAACCCAUCCAAUCAACAAUAACAACACGGAAUCUGAUAACUGGAAAAUUCGGUCGUUUCCGAACGACAACCGUGUCCGCCAUCCCGGUCUCUAAUAAUUCCGAUGAAGAAAUCGGUUUGACGAAGCCAAUUGUAACGACGACAGUCCGAACUACCGGCAACAGAUUUAAUCGUGUACAGACAACAACUGUCUCAACUCGCGAUGCUUCUGCUGAAGAAAUUCAAUCGGUUCGUGAGGUGAAAACAGCCCCCAGUUUAACGUUCGGUAAUCGAUUCGGUCGUGUCCGCACCACAACUCCGGUCUCCAAAGAUUCAGAUGAAGAGGUCAAGGAAAUCCAGACGACGACCGUCCGUCCUCCAUUACCGAACAAUCGAUUUAAUCGUUUCAAAACAACAACAGUGGCCAAGCCAGUGACGCAAGAGUCUAAAGAGCAAGGUAGUAAUGUCACUACCUCGACGUCAGUUCCUCUUAAAUUAUUAAUAGGCAAUCCAUUCAAUCGCAUCCGCACGACCACUGCCGCUGCCCCGAUCUCCGACACUUCGGACGAAACAGCUGAAUCGGUUAACGUUACUCAGACAACUACGUCACGCACUUCAACAUCCAGCAGCCGAUUGAACCGAUUCCGGACCACGUCUGCUCCAGCGUCCAAGAAAGAUUCAGAAGAGCAGGACGAUGUGGUCAACGUAACCUCUACGACGACAUUACGCCCUUCAGCGUUUAGAAAUCUGUUCAGUCGGACACGAACGACAACAAGUUCUCCGAUCUCCCGAGAUUCUAUCGAAGAAGAAGAUUUAGUAAACAAAACAUCGACGACGACAGUCCGCAGUUUGCCAACCAGAAAGCUGUUUGGUCUUCCUCGAACGGUAACUGUCCCUGCCCGAAUUUCAAUCAGUUCCGACGAGGAUGUCGAUGUCGUUAACAAGACAGAAACAACAACAACACGCAGGUUUCUCGUGGGGAAUCGGUUCGGUCUUAUACGAACAACAACUCUUCGAUCGGUAACGACAACUUCCCAACACUCUGAUGAAGAAAUUGAUGUUGUUAAUGCAACUCUAACGACCACCGCUCGCAGUUUGGCGGCAGCAAACCGUUUCAAAGGCUUCCGCAUUACAACUCCAGCAUCCAGAAAUUCGGAAGAACAAGUCGGUUCGGUUAACAGCACUCAAACGAACGCGCGUAACUCCCUUUUGAGGAAUCGAUUGAGUCGUUUACAAACAACAACAACAACAACCAGCAUCCCAAUUGCAGACCAUUCUGACGAACAAGUCGAUUCCGAAACGCAAACGACUCCGCCAUCAAGUCAAACACCAGCAGCCACAUCUAGCGAUUCCAACGAGCAAGACGACAUGAAUAACGGGACUGAAACAACCACAGAUCGUAGCCAAGUGACUUUAAAAUAUUCCAAUCGUUAUCGGACAACAACUGUCCGUAAUUUGACUUUGGAAAAUUCCGACGAACAAGAGGACGAUUCGGUUAGUACAACCGAAAUGACGAGCAGUUUUCAAAUUCCAUCGACUACGAAGACUACGCCUCUGACGCCAGCCUCAAAACUUGUCGCAGAUAAAGCCACUGUGUCGUCGGAAAUAGCGAAUCUAGAGAGGAAAGACCGUGCCAUCAUUUACAACGCUAAAACCAACGUCAUCGUUAACCAGCCCGACAAGUUAGAGACUACGACAUCGGUGCCAAUAACUCAAAACUACUUUAUGGCCCGGCAUUCGGACGAAUUGGAUGAUGAUUCCGACGAUGAAGACAUCAGCAGCAUUCUUUACACCUACAUCGAAUUUAGAACGACUGCCUUACCAACCGCAAGUGAGGUGGACGAAGACAAUUCAGCAGAAGUCGAUGAUUUUUCUUUGGAAUCAAAGGACUCGGUCACCGAGAAACCCGAACACAAGGCCGCAGGCGAUGACCGGGUUGCGAUCGUGUCCCCCGAGGAUGUUUCCACGGCCAACAAAAGUGACGAUGUUUCAGCGGAAUUCAUUAUCGUGGUCACCAACAACUCGGAAAGUACCCGAAACAAAACAGCAGCCUUCCUUCGAGGUGCGAAGCUCUUAAUGGACUCUGACGAAGGUAAUGACGUCUCCACGGAGGGUGAAGGAUCGGGUGACGUUGCAAAUGAAGAGAUCAACCAAUAUCAAACAACACCAGUACAGCAAGACGCUCGUGUUGUGUCUGACGAAGGGGAUGACGCUUCUGCCGAGACUGAAAUAUCACGUGACAUUACGAACCGAACGAGUCCGGUGGAGCAAAGCAUCGUUGAAUCGGAAGAGCUGAGCAACGUUUCGACGGACGCUGAAGUGUCGGGCAGCAAACACGGCGUGAAGAUGAACACGGAAAGUCAAACGGAGUCUGUUGAACAAGAUGUUGAUCUUGUCACGGAAUCGGAUGAGGGCAAUACCACGUCUGCGGAGGUCGAGGUCAACAAUGGCGCGUUAAGCGAUAACAGGGAGGAUGUCAAUAAAACGAGUGCCGAACUGGCGCAGGAUUCCGACGAGAAAGACGAAUCCUCUUUGGAAGUUGACGUCAGUAAAUUGCCUGACAUUAAACGGCUGUUGACUGACGUCGGAGAGUCCUCAACAGAAGCCGAAGACAAAACAGCAGCGGUGCAGAGUGAAAGUCACGUCUUGUUCCCGGAUAUCGAGAAGCUCUUCAAAUUGGAUGUCGACAACCAAACGGCGGCACCAGCCAGAAGCACAAAUCAGACUCUAAUCGAAGAAGCCAAUAAGAAGAAAGAGGUCAACAUGAAAAUCAGAGAACUGCUGACCAACCCGAAAGUGCAGGAGAGGCUCCAGGAAAGGCUUCAAGCGAUCGACGGUCGUUUGAAGGACUCGAAAAGCGCAAGAGUUAAGCGUCUCAUAGAGAAAUAUUUGGCCGCUUUGGCCAAAUUAUCUCCAUCUUCCAAUUCUGCAACAUCCUUCAGUUUCUCUGUCCUCCUUCCGUUGAUGGCCACUUGUCUUUUGCUUGGCUUUUCAUAAGUUAAACGACCUAACGAGCAGUUUGCUCGCUGUACAUUCCUGUCCAGUUUGCUCUCAUUGUUUGUUUCCUGUAAAAAAAAAAAACACACAAAAAAAAAAAUAACGGUCUUGCUCAAAUACCAAUAUUAUUCAUUUUCCAAAUAAUUAUUAAAUUGGCUACCCUUCAAGGUUUUUAUUUUUUCAGCCCUCCGGACUCGUGGUAUUGUUUGAUAUUUCUGUAACCUGCUUUUUCAUAUUUUCACAUUCCUAAACAUUUCAAAUACAGUUUCAGCUACGAUAGA